AUUCCCCUCGCUCCCCCCGUUCUCCUCGCUCCCCCCGUUCUCCUCGCUCCCCCCGUUCUCCUCGCUCCCCCCGUUCUCCUCACUCCCCCCGUUCUCCUCACUCCCCCCACAGCCCACUGUUAGGCCUAGUAAACGGCCUUCUCUCUCCCCCAGCUAACAGCCAGGGAGACGUCAGUGGCAGUGGAGCCUUUCCAGAGCUCAAAGACCCUGAGAGUGACCAACCCCAGCCUGACAGGGCAGAUGGGGUGGAGACCACUGACCAAACCCCAGCUCUGACCACCCCCUCUCCGCCACCCAGCCCCCGUAAGGACCCCUCCCGCAGGCUGAGCCGUAUCCCCGUCCUGCUGGACCUUCUCCCCACCCCUGGCUCUGCCAUGGAGAAGCUACUCCAGAAGAAAGCCCCCCACCAUCAGGGAGGAGGCCACCACCCAGCCCCCUCUCCCUCUAUCUCCCACCGCGGCCCCGUGGUGGCCUCGCUCCCCCACGGGGACCAGCUGUCCUCCGCCUCAGACCGCUCUGAGAAGGCCGAUGAGUCGUUCCUGGGCUCGCGCUCUGACUGCCAGGGUAAUGACGCCCCCUCCCUCUCCUCCUCUUCCAGCCCCUUGUUCCGUAAGAGCAAGAUCCCACGCCCUUUUAACCCUACCAACCCGGCCCCAGAGCAGGAGAGUGCUGCACAGUACCUUCCACGCCCACCCCCGGGGAGACCACCCAGUCGGCUUGCAGCGGAGGGCAGACUGAAGCGUUAUCGGAUCCGAGCGGGCAGCACAAGGGACUCAGACCUCCUGACCUGUCUGUCCCAGCUGAUGCACCAUGGUCAGGGUGGUGGAUCUGCCCGCGGUUCCCCCCACCACGGCCACACCUCAGCCCAGCUUGUAGGCUCCCGGAUGGGCAUGUGUAGCCUGACCAGCUCCCCCCACCACCAUCACCACCGGAGCUCCAGUGCCUCCCCACGCAGCUGUUCCUCUCUACAGCGCUCUGUCUCCUCCUCCCCCUCUCGCCACGAACACCGCGGGGGAGAGCAAGGCAGAGGGGUUUGUUUCGGUCGCUCCUGUUCUCCUCCCAGCUUCUCUGGGUCCCCCCCUCCUCCCCGGCGCUCCUACCCCCACCAUCAGGAGAUUUGCUGCUGCCGCCAGGCCCGCACCGGCUCCCACCACCACCACGCCCUCAAGUGGAAAGCCUGCAGCCGCGAGGAGAGAGAGAGGAAGUGCUCCAGCAAGCUGAGCAGUAGAUAGUGGGUCACUGCUCUGGCCCUGGUCCUAGCCUGACCCAUAGAAACCCCUGGGCCCGUUUAUUCAAGUGUCUCAGAGUAGGACUGCUGAUCUAGGAUCAGUUUGGCCUUUUAGGUAAUAAUGAAUAAGAUUACAUGUACAAUCGUAUUCAUUAUGACCUAAAAGGUUAGACUGAUCCUAGAUCAGUAGUCUUAUUGUGAGAGGCUUUACGAGUAUGGCCUGGGAGUCAGUGUCAUUGCCACAUCAGAGGGUGGGAUCAGGAUGUUGAUGCAGACCAAACGAUCCUGCUCUGGAUCAAUGAAGACCUGAGGCUUCUGUCAGAGAAUACUGAACAUAAUGUCCCCCCCUCUCCUCCCCUGUCCCCCUCUCCUCCCCUGUCCCCCCUCUCCUCCCCUGUCCCCCCUCUCCUCCCCUGUCCCUCCCCUCUCCUCCCCUGUCCCACCCCUCUCCUCUCCUCCCCUCCUUCUUCACACUUUCUUCUCUAAUUCCAACUAUUUGGUCAUUGUUUAGUCCCUAAUUCAUAUGCCCACUUUAAUAGUUCAUACCUCGUGCGAAAAGGAUCUAUGUGCAUUAUGCUAUGUAUAAGAUGUUGGUGUUCUUGUGGGGUGUUUUCCCUCAUAUCAUCAGUGAAGUGAACACACUUAGCCCUCAUUCAGAAUACCCUCGGUCAGUCAGUCAGCACUCAUUUAUUCAUCACUCACCAAUUGAAUAUAGACUCAGUCUAUUCUGUUUCCUCUGUACUGACCUGGGGAGUGCAAGGUAUAGCAAGUCUACAUUUAUGGCCAUGAAGCUCCAGAGAAAUGUACACUAUCUACAGAACCUAUUUAUUUAUUUAUUUACAUCUUGACACACUUGUCACACCAGGUACACACUAACUGAUGACAUCAUCGAUUGAUGUGUCCUCUCUCUCUCUCUCUCUCUCUCUCUCUCUCUCUCUCUCUCUCUCUCUCUCUCUUCAGUGAGUGUCAUUUAUUUCAAAGGCAUUUAAAGCAAUCAAUUGAUCAAUGAUAGAAGUGAUCAGUCUUUUGAGAAGGAAGUGAUCCUUCCUUUAAAACAAUCAUAUAAAAUGUGUGUGUGCUCACACACGUACUUGUGCCUAAUGUGUCGACUGAUCUGGGGAAUCUAAAUGGCAAACUAAAUGUGAACACUAGUUACUGGGCCAUGAUUCCCUUUGUAUGCUCCUCUUCAGAAUGGAGUCUGACUUUGUGUCCCAUUUCUCUACCCUUCCUCCUUGGACUUAAUAGGAAAUUAAUGGUGUAAGAGAUAUGAUGGCAACCCUCCCUAACCUUGCCCAUGCUUACAACCAUCCAAUUCAUUUAAAUAUAUGGAUGGGG
Molecule: messenger RNA, 2563 nt
Organism: Oncorhynchus keta (chum salmon)
Lineage: Eukaryota; Metazoa; Chordata; Actinopteri; Salmoniformes; Salmonidae
Product: tau-tubulin kinase 2-like
Exons: 2
Coding region: 375-1232 (285 amino acids)
Source: RefSeq, a predicted model, not a curated record